Molecule: messenger RNA, 786 nt
Organism: Serpula lacrymans var. lacrymans S7.9
Lineage: Eukaryota; Fungi; Basidiomycota; Agaricomycetes; Boletales; Serpulaceae
Exons: 4
Coding region: 6-548 (180 amino acids)
Biological process (GO): regulation of DNA-templated transcription
Molecular function (GO): zinc ion binding; DNA-binding transcription factor activity, RNA polymerase II-specific
Source: RefSeq, a predicted model, not a curated record
GUCGUAUGAACAAUUUGAAGUGCGAUAGAGUGCUUCCAACAUGCAAUCAUUGCUCUUGGGCAAGUGGGAGAGAAUGCAAAUAUACCCCUUUACCAACUCCUGCCCACCGAGGUAUUCCGAGAUGCGAUCGGUGUCGUCUUAAAAAUCUCAAGUGUGAUCGGAAUCUUCCGGUGUGCAAUCACUGCCGUGAAGGAGAUGAUGCGGAAUGCAACUAUACCCCUAAAAAGAGGCAUAAAGUCCCAUCAGACCAUGGAACUAUCAAGGAUAGACAAAUGGCACCCUAUGGUGCGAAAACGGCGUCUUUCCUAGUGUCAGACAUGCCCAGUAUGGAGGAGCAGCAUGUAUUCAUCCGUAGCGGUAUCAAAGAUGACAGUCACAGCUUUUACGGCCAAAACAUAGCAUCUUCGUCUCGCCCUUACGGAACACCACCUUCUCCGACUUCCUAUGACCGUGAUAGAUCCGAAGGCGCAGAUCCUUCCCUCUACCCGCAAUCGAGCCGAUUUACUCCUGACUAUCAGGGCCGAGUAUGGAGGAAAUCAAUCAACUAAUCACAUAUCCUUCAUCUCGCACUCUUUCCCUUCAGAGCAAGGAAUGGUCAUCACUAAAUCGCGCAUCGAAUCAUGGUCUCACACUUCUUUCGCACCGCUACCUGACAUUGUGUUGCAGCGAAUCCGCACCCUCAACUCUGUUGAGAUGCCUGAUCGAAACGCUUUCAACGAGGCUUUCACGACCUUUUUGGGCGAUCUCUCGCCUGAACUCAGCGAAACUGCCUCAUUCCCUCCAGCC